Molecule: messenger RNA, 1077 nt
Organism: Psilocybe cubensis
Lineage: Eukaryota; Fungi; Basidiomycota; Agaricomycetes; Agaricales; Agrocybaceae
Exons: 11
Coding region: 1-1077 (358 amino acids)
Biological process (GO): transmembrane transport; basic amino acid transport
Cellular component (GO): fungal-type vacuole membrane
Molecular function (GO): basic amino acid transmembrane transporter activity
Source: RefSeq, a predicted model, not a curated record
AUGCAACCUGACCUAUGUGGUUCCGGAAGAAGUGCAUCUGACAUCCUUAAGAGGAUCGACUAUGGCGGAACCUUAAGUCUUUUAGCAACUGUUGGCUCAUUCCUUCUUUUCCUGAGCAUGCGCUUCAGUGAAGGCCUCCCAUUAGAAGACCCGUCAGUCUGGAUUCCUCUGGUCGCAGCAAUUGCAUUUGCCGUCGCAUUUGUUGUCAUCGAAAUCUACGUUGCAGUCGAGCCCAUCCUUCCCCCGUACCUUCUGCGCCAGAAGGUCCCCGUCCUAGUUGGCCUCAGCAAUGCACUUGUAGCUGUGUGCAAUCUCUCGGUGACAUAUUUCUUCCCGACGUGGUUCCAGACUGUUAUGCUCUCCUCGGCUUCGACUGCAGGACUCCAUCUCCUCCCAAACAGCGUUUGCAUUUCAGGAGGAUCUUUCUUUGCAGGUUGGAUGAUGCGUCGACAUGCAAAGUACAAGACCAUGAAUGUCGUCUUCGGCAUUCUUCCCUUUAUUUCUGCGGUACUCAUGACCCAAAUGAAGGGAAAUUCGAAUGCUGCGCACUUAUGGCUCACUAUUAUGCCUCUUGGAUUCGGAAACGCGGUUGUCCUCCAGACAAUGUACAUCGCUUUGGUAUCACAUUUACCUGACUCCCAAAUGGCAGUCGGGACAGGCUUUGCGCAACUUCUUCGAGGUUUAGGUCAGGUCGGAGGACUAGCAUCUGCAUCCGCCGUCUUCCAGUCGAGAUUAAAUACAGAGCUUCAUGCUCGUCUACCUGAGGAAUCAGGAGAGCUCAUUAAAAAAAUCCAACACUCCGCUAAGCUAGUGGCAAAUCUACCUCCCGAAAUCCAACGGAUCGCAAAAGAUUCCUACGCCGCGAGUCUUCAAUCAGUAUUUAUCCUAGCAGCAACAGCCUCUCUUCUCGCAUACCUCGCUCGUCUUCCUAUUCCGGAUAAAAACUUGGCAGAGGAACGACCUUUGGGCGCUGAAUCUGACGGCUCUUCCGUGUCUGACACGUCUUCUACAUUUGAAGAGAUCAGGGACGACGAAGAUAAAAUUGUGCGGCCUCGCCAUCGCAUGGCCUCCCCAUAA